AUGGUCGUCAGCGCCAGAAUCCGGCCUUGGCUGGACGAGGACCGCGCCGCCGGGUUCCCCAACGCCAUGUUCCCGCGUUCGCAGGAGCAAGGUGUUGUCGAUAUACAUGAUCUAUACAAUCACCCUCGAGGUAGACCAGUGCUCAAGUCAUACAACUAUCAAGUAGACAGGCUCUUCGAUGGCAGCACCACAACAGAGGCCAUCUACGAAGAGCUGGUGACGGAUCUCAUCCCGUUCGCCCGCGACGGCGGCACCGCCACGCUCUUUGCGUACGGGCAGACUGGGUCUGGCAAGACGUACACGAUCAGCCGGCUCGAGCAGCUCGCCAUUGAGGCGCUCAUGGCUAGCGAUGGCCCCGAUGCCCCAGGUCCCCAUCGCGAGAUCUCUGUGACAGUCAUAGAACUAGCCGGGAACGCCGUCUUCGACCUGCUCAGCGCCGAGCGCAAGCCCGUCGCCGUGCGGGAUGAUGCCUCGGGGGUAACCCAGCUCGUCGGCGCCACGGAGCACACAGUCACCAGCAAGGAAGAGGUGCUCGCACUGGUCGAGCAAGCUGCCUCGUUCCGGCGGUCGGCGCCGACGUUCAAGAAUGCCGCAAGCUCAAGGUCGCACGCCAUCUGCCGGAUCCGGAUCAAGCAGCCCCAGGAGCAAGCAUCUCAGGGGAAUGCCGAGGAUAAUGAAAGCAGCGGCAGCGCCAAAAAUGAUGGGUUCCUGUACUUGAUUGACCUCGCAGGAUCUGAGGCGGCCCGGGACGUGGCGGUGCACGGGGCCGACCGGAUGCGCGAGGCGCGCGAGAUUAACAUGAGCCUGUCCGUGCUGAAGGACUGCAUACGGGGAAAGGCAGAGGCGGACGCUGCUAGUGCUGCUGCUGCUCGCCUGGCCAGCAGUUCCAACGGGGCCAACCCCAACGGCAAGAAAACACCCAGCACAGGCCCGAGGAUCCCCUUCCGCCAGGCCGCGCUGACCCGGAUCCUGAAGCACGUCUUCGACCCAGCCACCACACUUGGGCAGACAAGAGGGCCGUCCUGCAAGACGGUCGUGAUUGCGUGCGUGAACCCAAGCCUUGCAGACGUCGGUGCGAGCAAGAACACGCUGCGAUACGCAGAGCUGCUGCGAGUCACGGUUCCAUCGUCUCAAGACGCCGUCGGUGCUGAUUCUCCUACCAUGCCCGCAGCUACCCCCGGCAUUGUUGGCACAAAGGUUCCUCGGGCUGGACCCCCAGCUACUAAGAAGGACACCGGUUCUACGGCAGCAAAAGCACGCAAUACGCGGAACCCGAAGACUUGGGACAAUGCGAAGCUCAAGGAGUGGAUCGGGCGCAAGGUGAGACAAGAAACUCUACUUCCAUGCUCGUCAACGCGUGUGCCCCCUCCUUCCCUUGACCCCUCACGUCCCUGCCGUUCGCCUGUACCUCCUCCUAUUCCCCUCUGGCUGUCCUUGAGCUAG
This is a messenger RNA of Microdochium trichocladiopsis, 1443 nucleotides long. RefSeq names its product P-loop containing nucleoside triphosphate hydrolase protein. Gene Ontology annotation, cellular component: centrosome; microtubule; kinesin complex. The coding region runs from base 1 to 1443 and encodes 480 amino acids. Gene Ontology annotation, biological process: microtubule-based movement. Gene Ontology annotation, molecular function: microtubule binding; ATP binding; microtubule motor activity. The transcript is spliced from 2 exons. The record is from RefSeq and is a predicted model, not a curated record. NCBI's taxonomy places the organism in Eukaryota, Fungi, Ascomycota, Sordariomycetes, Xylariales, Microdochiaceae.